Molecule: messenger RNA, 1681 nt
Organism: Vigna angularis (adzuki bean)
Lineage: Eukaryota; Viridiplantae; Streptophyta; Magnoliopsida; Fabales; Fabaceae
Product: probable xyloglucan galactosyltransferase GT17
Exons: 2
Coding region: 144-1574 (476 amino acids)
Molecular function (GO): glycosyltransferase activity
Source: RefSeq, a predicted model, not a curated record
UAGAAGUUUGUGUCCCACACAAUGACUUCCACACCUACCAAUCACUCUACCAUCUAUUGUCCAAACAGGUCACCGUCUUCCUUCAUCCAUCAGCAACGACACAACACAACCCAAUUUCUUCUCUUUCCUCUUCGCUUUCCUCCAUGUUCUUCCGUAAGCCAUCACCAACUACCCCUCUGCACUCUCUUCCUUCCCAAACACCAUCCUUCUCGAAAUCCAAAGAACCCCACAAUCACAUAAUCACCAACAAGUUAAGGUACACCAUCUUCUUAUCACUCUUUCUUCUUUCAUGGCUUCUUCUUCUUCGCCAUCACCAUCCCCUCACACCAUCACAAAACCAAACUACCACAACAUGCCAAGGAUCAGGACCGUUGUUCUACAUCUACGCCCUCCCCUCGCGCUUCAACCUAGGACUCCUCCAACGUUGUCAGAACCUUAACAUCUACACCAACAUGUGCCCCCAUGUCGCUAACAAUGGCCUUGGCCAACCCCUUCCCACUCCCUCCUGGUACGCCACACACCAGUUCAUCGGAGACAUGAUCGUGCACGCGCGUCUUCAGAACCACCCCUGCCGCACCUCCGAUCCCCACGCCGCCCGUCUCUUCUACAUCCCCUUCUAUGGUGGUCUUCACGCUUCCAGCGUCUUCCGUGAGCACAAUCUCACCCUCCGUGAUGCUUUGGCCGUCGAUCUUGUUGACUUCCUCCAGAGUCAACCAUGGUGGAAAAGGAACAAUGGAAAAUGUGUUUGGUUACGUGUAGGGAAAGACCAUUUUGUUGCCGUGGGGAGAACAGCGUGGGAUUUCAUGCGCACAAAAGAUGGACCCGACUUCGGAGCAAACAUCUUCCUUAACCUACCCACUGUCCGAAACAUGUCGGUGCUAACAGUGGAAAGACAUCCCUGGCAAGGACACAACCAAUUCGCAAUCCCCUACCCCUCCUACUUCCACCCCAAAACCCUCUCCGAGAUGCUUACGUGGCAGAACACAGUUCGCCAACGCCCUCGUCCGUUCCUCUUCUCCUUCGUCGGCGGCACGCGUCCCAACCUCGCCAAAGCCAAGGUCCGUGACCACAUCGUGACGCAAUGCGACGCAUCGGAACGCUGCGUUUUGGUACAGUGCGCCAGUGGUGAUGCUCGGUGCCACAACCCCAUGAAUGUUCUGGAAGUUAUGAGCAAGUCCACGUUCUGUCUUCAGGCCCCCGGAGACUCCUUCACGCGCCGGUCAACCUUCGACUCGGUUCUUGCUGGGUGUAUUCCCGUGUUUUUCUCAGAACAUACUGCUUAUACACAGUACGUGUGGUAUUUUCCUACGGAGAGGGAUACGUAUUCGGUAUUCAUAGACGAGAGAGAGGUGAAUGAAGGGAAGAAGAGGAUCGAAGAUGUGCUUGCGAUUAUUGAAGAGAAAGAGGUUGAGAAAAUGCGUGAGGUGGUCAUUGGGUUGAUCCCGAAACUCACUUACACGCACCCCGAUGCGAGUGGAGUUGUUGGGUUUGAGGAUGUUGUGGAUGUCGCGCUGCAACAGCUCUCACGGCUCGUUUUGGACGAAACCAGAAGCUUGGUAAGCGCCGACAUUUGAACAUGUUGAAGCGCGUGCAUGGCAACAUGACAUUUUUAUAAAAGAAAUGAAUAAAAAAUGAAAGAGUUUUAAUCAUGAAUGGAAAAAUUAUAAACAUGUUCAUUUGU